Sycon ciliatum is the source of this 2722-nucleotide messenger RNA. Its product is annotated as cytoplasmic dynein 2 intermediate chain 2-like. Bases 696 to 2237 code for a protein of 513 amino acids. Lineage: Eukaryota; Metazoa; Porifera; Calcarea; Leucosolenida; Sycettidae. Gene Ontology annotation, cellular component: ciliary plasm; cytoplasmic dynein complex. The transcript has 17 exons. Gene Ontology annotation, molecular function: dynein light chain binding; dynein heavy chain binding. The record is from RefSeq and is a predicted model, not a curated record. Gene Ontology annotation, biological process: intraciliary transport.
UGGUCCGAAAUCAAGGCAAAAUACAUGUACAAUGUACAUUGUAAAAGGCUCCAGGGUAUCAAAAGUCAUCAGUCGAGUCCAUUCAAACGCAUCUGGCCUGCCUGUUCAAACAACUGGUUACUCAAUACAAUCAUAGUACUCCUCUUGUUCAUUCCAGUAAAUUUUAGUUCAGACUGAGACACAUGACGUCAUGACGUUAGUUGUAACCUUGUUACAGUACUUGUGUCUUCACUGCUCUUUUCGCGCACUGGGAGUGGGACAGCGCUCUCUCGUCCGCUGCUUCACGAUUCAGCAAAGUAGACCACUGCACUGCCCCCGAGUUACCUAAGUCCUUGAUAAGUUGAUUACUAGCUGCACUGGGUGUGGUACCACAGGACUUGGCGUACGACGAUUGACGGUGUGUAGACGUGGUGUGUGUGUGUGUGUGUGUGUGUUACGGCCCUAGUUUCGUCCCCGUUUGCCAGUCGCAACAUCAUUCUACAGUGUGUGUAAAGACUUUUUAGUCUAAACAAAAGGAAGGGCACAUUCCACACAUGGUGACGAAGGGUUACCGCUCACAUUUUGGCUCAGUAUCGGUAUACGACACCUGGCCGGUGUCACAUUAUUGCCGACUGGGUGUAGUAUUUGCUGCAGUUGUAUCAAUGAAUGCUAGCUGCUACGUCUUUACCCAGUAACAGUGGCCUAUCCAGGCAAGCAUGUUCCAAGACGCUGAUGGCGACUCUGUCCACAUCAACUCCACGUGGAAAAUUGAAGAGCCGGAAAGUUGCAGUGCCGGUACUCAGACUAGUGUGAUCUUGGCUGAUGACAAGGCCACGGAGCCUGUCGAGAAGAAGCAUGUGGAGGUGCAGACUGAUGAUGCGGCCGAUGUGCAGCUGAAUGUGAAUGAGCAGCCGUUCGACAAACAGAAAGUUCUUGCAUUCCUGAAGCGUGUCUAUCCACUUGUCAGGUCACAGUUGACGGAAAAUAUCAGCAGCCAUGCCUUUCAUGGCUAUGAUGUGGACUGGAGCGAAGACUACGGCGGACUGGAUUGUAUGCAUACACUGACUGAACCAUAUCUCUCAUCGGAGAUUGGAGUUAGUGGCGUCAGCUGGAGUGCAACCGGAUCUACUGUUGCAGUUUCGUUUGGUAGACUGGACCAUGAACACUUAUGCACACACAAGGCAGGUGUUUGUACCUGGAAUAUUGAUCGCCAGUCGUUAGACGCCAACAAAGCUGAUGUCAUGCUCGACUGUAUGUCAUGUGUGAUGUGUGUGGCUUUCCAUCCCAGUACCCCAGGCGUACUUUGCGCGGGAACCUACAAUGGUGACGUGCUUGUGUGGGAUUUAUCCAAGACUGAUGCAAAGCCAAUACAUGCCAGCCCUUCAGAAAACUCACACCAAGAUCCAGUAACAAGUGUUGUCUGGACUAUAGAUGUUGCUAGUCGUGGCAAGAAGUAUCAGAUCCAAAGUGUUGGUUCUGAUGGCAAAGUGUUGACGUGGGCCUUACCUAAUCAAACAGCGGCGAUGUUGGAUUUAGUUGCAGGGCAUGUCCUUCGCACAGGCAAUGUAGUGAAGAGUUUGAAAGGUGGCUCAACGGCAGCCAGUGGUCAAUUUGGUGCAUCAAGUGUGUCGUUCUCAACGUUUGACCGGCGGCAGUUUGUUGUCGGUUGUGACAGUGGAAACGUCUUCAAGUGUAACCUGGGACACCAGACUACAUCAGGGAACAAAGGACUGCGAUCACCUGAUGCAUCCGCUGGCAAGCCUACAGGUGGGAGCAUUGGUAACGAGUCGCAGAUGAAGUCGCCAAUCACCUUCCCAUUUGUUCCUCUGAAGGGUCCCGUGUACGGUAUCGACUGCUCACCAUUUCAUCGCAAUGUGUUUCUAUCAUGCGGCACAGAUGGAUGUAUUCACUUCUGCUCCGUUCUGCAGAAUCGUCCUCUUUUCUCGGCUGAUGCUGGACAUGGCUAUCUGUACAGCAUCCGAUGGUCGCCAGUUCGUCCAUUAGUGUGUGCUGUAGGCUCUGCCGAUGGCCAUCUUCUACUGUAUGAUUUCAAGUCAAGUCAGAGCCAUCCGGUUCUAUCUCUGGAGGGUGAUUCUACGAAGAGAGCUAUUGUUGCAGUGGAAUUCAACUGCAAGAGACCUCAGUAUGUAGCAUGUGGAGGAGUGAACGGCAGCGUCAAGGUCUAUCGCUUAUCUCAUGACCUGUCCCAUGCUGCUGCCAACGAGACACGGUUGCUGAAGGACCUAAUUGAAGCAUGACAUGAACUCUUGCUUCCCUCCAUCGUGUGUAUCGUGAGCAAUUACGAACCUCGCACAGAUAAUGAACAUGUACAAACCAAAAAAGACAAAGAAUAGUCAUUGCAAAACAACUCAUUCGAGUGAACCCCCGCAUCACAACAGGCAUGUUUUUUCAAUUUGAUCACUUUAAAAAUAAAUUUUGUGCACAGUCGUUUUGUGAUUUUAUAAUAAUUAUUUACACACGAAAAUCCGUGGAACAAAAAAGUGAUUUUAAAUGUCUCUACUCACGAGUUUCAUGCUGAAAAGCAAUCAUCAGGAGACAUUAUAAUUAUUUAUAUUGGUGUAGACAUUUUACUUGCCUGUGACAACUGUUUUUUUUAAAUAUAGCAGUGGAGUAACUUAGUUACCUUGAGUUCUACAAUUGGUUUCGUCAAUUUCUUUCACCACACACUCCCGCAGCAACGAAAAAGAAGGAAAGCAAUGCUGAUUGCACUUGUCAGCAUGGA